Messenger RNA from Cryptosporidium muris RN66, 1572 nucleotides. RefSeq names its product transmembrane amino acid transporter protein, putative. Lineage: Eukaryota; Apicomplexa; Conoidasida; Eucoccidiorida; Cryptosporidiidae. Gene Ontology annotation, molecular function: amino acid transmembrane transporter activity. The coding region runs from base 1 to 1572 and encodes 523 amino acids. The record is from RefSeq and is a predicted model, not a curated record. Gene Ontology annotation, biological process: amino acid transmembrane transport. The transcript has a single exon.
AUGUUUAGUAAAGAGCAGAUAGAAGAUAUAAGAUGUGAUAAAGAAUUAGCACAAUUUGAUGUUAAAUCCAAAAAACAAGAUAUAGAGAGUAAAGUAAAAGUUGUACCACUUAAGGUAUCCAAACUUUGGAUUCAAAUGGGAAUAGGUUUUGUGACUAUUGUUAAAGCAACAAUAGGAACUGGUAUAUUAUUUGCACCCCAUGUUAUAGUAAAGUCAGGAUACGGAAUUAGUUUGUGGUUAUUAGUUUUCUAUUGGUUAUUAAAUGUUAUUUGUACAUAUUUAUUAUUUAGGUGUGCAGAUAUAGUUAAUGAUACAUAUCCAAUUAUAGCCUCUUCAGCAUUUGGUAUAUUAGGUAGGAUAGUUGCUGACAUAUCAAUGAUUAUGACUGAAAUAUCUUUUUGUGCAGUCACUGUUACAUUUGUAACUAAAACAAUUCAAGAUGUAAUUGCAGGGAUUCAUAAUUGUUUACCAGCAUAUAUAAAUUAUGGAACCGAACUAAUUACAUUCUUACAAUUAAUUAUUUAUAUACCUUUAGUAUGCUUUGGAAGACUGCAAUCUUUGGGACCAGCAACAUUUGUAGCAAAUAUUGCAUUAUUGAUUGGUUUCGUUAUUGUGUUUGUAUAUGCAGUGAUAUCACUAGUUAGUCAUAUUCAAAGUGGUCUACUAUAUUAUAUACCAACAUAUACAAACCCAGAAAGUAUUGCUAAUUUUACGGGAAUUGCCGCAUUUCUUUGGGUAUCAGGUCCUGUUGCACUAUCAUAUUAUGUAUCUUUAAUAGAUAUCCAUGCAAAGAAUAUAUUUGUUUGGAUAUAUUUAGGUUCAGUUUCAUUUUCAUUUUUAUGUACAUUAUUAUUUGUAUUUGUAACGGCAUAUGCAUAUGGUGAAAACUCACUUUCAACGAUCAUUUUAAAUUUACCUGUUACACCAGUUGCAAUAGCUGGACAAUUGUUGUAUGUGACUUCAGUAAUAUUGUCAUUUCCUUUGAUGCUAUUUCCAGUAAAAGAAAUAGUAACAGAGUACAUUAAUUUGAUUGUCCGAAGAAUAUACAGAUCAAAAAUAGUUGAGUUUACUUUUCCUGAAGAACAAGUAAGUGCUAAUCCUAGUUUAUUUAAUGUGAACUCUAUAGUAUCAACUUCAAUUCCUGUUUCUUUGGUUUCUGUUAAUACAGACAUGUUUAAACCAAAAUCUGAGGUCAUGUUAAGAUGGCCUAGUGGAUCUUUAUGUAUAUCAAUUAAACAAAAUAAAUGGCUAGAUAUUUUAAUCAGAAUAUCUCCUUCACUAGUAAUGAUACUUGUUAGUAUACUUUGUUGUGUAUUGGGAUAUGUACUGAUUGAUUCUCUUGGAAAUUUUGUAAAUCUUGUUGGAGGAAUAUUUUGUGUGCCAAUAAGUAUUAUAUUACCAGCUAUAUUUCAUUUAGCCCUAUAUAGAAGACUUACAAAUAUUUUGAUUAUAUUAAUGGAUAUUUUUAUUAUUAUUAUUGGGCUUUUAACUUCAGCUGUUGUUAUUUGGUAUUCAAUAACAAAUUGGAGUACUUCUUCUGAAAAUUUAUGUGAUAUUAAAAAGUUUUCAUAA